AUGGGUUUCACCGACUUCGUCUCCGACGGUGGCCUCACACUCCUGAACAACUGGCUCAAGACCCGUUCAUACAUUUCUGGCUUCCAGCCAUCCCAAGCUGAUGUCGUGAGCUUCAAGGCUCUUAAAGAGGCACCUCCCGUCGAACGCUACCCUCAUGCCUACCGCUGGUACAACCACGUCAAGUCCUACGAGGCUGACUUCUCUACGCUGCCUGGCGACCCAUCCAAACCCUUCACCACCUACGGCCCCGAGGCUGUUGCUGUAACCCAAAACCCCAAGGACGCCCCCGAAAAGGCCGAGGAUGACGACGACGAAGUUGACCUCUUCGGCUCUGACGAGGAAGAAGAAGAUCCAGAGGUCGUGGCUGAACGCGAGAAGAGACUGGCAGAGUACAAGAAGAAGAAGGAGGGCAAGACCAAGCCCGCCGCAAAGUCAAUCGUCACGCUAGAUGUGAAACCUUGGGAUGACGAGACGGACAUGGACGAGCUUGUGAAAAAUGUGUUGGCUAUCGAGCAGGAUGGUCUUGUUUGGGGUGGUCAUAAACUGGUCGCUGUUGGCUUCGGUAUCAAGAAGCUGCAGGUCAACUUGGUUAUCGAGGACGAGAAGGUCUCUCUGGACGAACUGCAGCAGAAGAUCGAAGAGGAUGAAGAUCAUGUUCAGUCUACCGAUGUCGUGGCUAUGCAGAAGCUGUAA
This is a messenger RNA of Fonsecaea nubica, 693 nucleotides long. RefSeq lists its product as hypothetical. The record is from RefSeq and is a predicted model, not a curated record. NCBI's taxonomy places the organism in Eukaryota, Fungi, Ascomycota, Eurotiomycetes, Chaetothyriales, Herpotrichiellaceae. Gene Ontology annotation, molecular function: translation elongation factor activity; guanyl-nucleotide exchange factor activity. Bases 1 to 693 code for a protein of 230 amino acids. The transcript is spliced from 3 exons. Gene Ontology annotation, cellular component: eukaryotic translation elongation factor 1 complex; cytosol. Gene Ontology annotation, biological process: translational elongation.